This is a messenger RNA of Anguilla anguilla (European eel), 1396 nucleotides long. Its product is annotated as RD3 domain-containing protein. The transcript has 2 exons. The record is from RefSeq and is a predicted model, not a curated record. The coding region runs from base 229 to 987 and encodes 252 amino acids. Lineage: Eukaryota; Metazoa; Chordata; Actinopteri; Anguilliformes; Anguillidae.
CACAAACUGCAUGAUGCUAGCAAGUCAGCAUGGACCAAAAUCCCAAAGGAAUGUUUCCAGCACUUUGUUGAAUCCAUAACGUGAACAACUCGGGCUGUUCUGGAGGCAAAAGGGGGUUCUACCCAGCACCAGAUAGGAAACGGGUGUACCCAAUAAAGUGGCCACUGAGGGUAUACACUCGCGUGGAGCUGCUCCAGUUGGCUUUUAUGACACACUGUGAAACAAAUAAUGCACAUAGGCUUCAUGUACUGCAUAAAAUGUUUUGGACCAGUUGGCUUAUCGUCCUUGCUUAUCUUCCAAUGCUCCACUCACGCAUUUUCUCCUUCUCCUCUCCAGAUGUUCCCCUGGUCGGCCUUGUUCUCCACAGAGCCUCAGCUCCCUGGCCAGCGGUCUCCAGAGGAGAUGGUGACCGACACCCUGAUGCUGGAGCUGGGCGCGCUGCUGAAACGCACCGAGCGGCUCCGCCAGGAGAGGGCGACGGAGGGGCGCAGGCGGAGCUCUUCCGUGGACUACAGCUGGCUGGCUGCCAACCCCCCGAAACAUGCCUACGAGCUCACCCCCGGCGAGGUGCUCGAGCUGCAGGGCCUGUGUGCCAAGAUCCCCCCUUCCCAGUGCGGCCCCGUCAUACUGAGGUUCAGGAAGCUGGUGACGGAGUUUGAGCCGGAUGUGAACGAAGUGCCGCGCAUCUUCCGCUCGGUGCUGAGCGACUGCCUGGAGGAUGAUGCCCUGGGGCUGGAGGAGGAGAGGAUGAGGGAGCAGGCCAGUCGCUUUCACAAGCCGCGCAGCAAGAGCCUGUCCUUGGUCACCUUCCGCUCCAAGUUCCGCAUCAACCCCUUCCGGGGCGGGGGUCUUCCGGAGCAGGAAGGGGAGCCGUGGCCGGUGGAGGAGGAGGAGGAGGAGGGGUUGCCGAUGGGGGUCCAAGGAAGGACCAGGAGGGUGAGGAGCAUGCCAGACAUUACCCCCAUGGAGGAGAGUGCACAAAGUUAAGGGAGGAGGUAGAGAGGAGGGGUGAGAGGGGAGAAACGGCGACGAUAGGAGAGAAGGGUACGAUGUUUGGUAGGAACCCCGUGAAGGGUGUGGCAGAAAUGCAUAUUCUCACUUGAAUAACAUUUAUACUACUAAAGCUGCAUUUAAUACAUGUACAGUUACCCGAUCAGACUGACUUGGAAAAAGUACAUAUAUGUGAUGCCUGAUACCAUAUGGUGAUUUUGUUGAUGUAAAUAUCUAAAAUAUUACGUGUGUCUAAAUGAAUGAAAAAAGAUUCCAUUGAAUCAAUACCUUAGAACUUUUUUCCAGUAAAGAUGUCCAAUGCCAUGUUUCCUAAUUUAGUCUUUGGGUGUUUCCUCCCAAACUGCAGUUGAGUUACAUUGCUUAAAUAAAUUUACCUGCUUUCAUA